CUUAUCAAAUGAUGCACAUACUCCGACGGGUCACAGCUCCAUUCACGUUAAGUGGCCGCGCAAGCUGCUCGUCCGCGAGGAUGUCUGCAGCCACGGACGCGACAGUGUCGCCGAAAACGAAACAGACAGGAGACUACGUGGCCCGAGAGGUUGUAGGAGAUAAAAUCGAUCUCAGUGUUGGCCAGCCAAGCCCCGCAUCGCUGCCACUGGGCGCGCUGUCGCAAGCUGCCGCCCACCGACUCAGCUCCCCCGAUGCGGAGCUCCUGCUGCAGUGAGGCCUUGGGCCCGGACGCGAGGACAAAGGCUGGUGCUGGGGGCUCAUAAAGAAUGAGCGGAGCCAGCCGCGAUGCGCGGGUAUGGGCCGCGCCAGGGCUACCGCUCCUUCCGGCAGAGCCUGGCAGCCUUCCUGACGCAGCGGUACGGCACGGCGGUGGACGCAGAGCACCUGAUGGUGACGGCGGGCGUGUCGCACGGUCUGGGCCUGGCGGUGGGCGCCCUGUCACGGCCGGGCGACGUGGUGGUGGUGGAGUGCCCCACCUACUUCCUAGUGACGCCCAUCUUCCGCGACCACCACCUGCGGGUGCACCCCAUGGCCACCGACGAGCAGGGCCUGGUGGUGGAGGAGCUGGAGGCGUGGCUGCGGGCCGAUCCCUCGCACCGGCCGCGCUUCGUGUACACCAUCCCGAUCCACAACAACCCGCGCGGCACCACGCUGCCCGCGGCCCGGCGGCGGCGGCUGCUGGCGCUGGCGGCGCAGUACGACUUCCUGGUGCUGGCGGAUGAGGUGUACCAGCUGCUCAGCUUUCCCGAGGAGGCGUGUCAGCUGCUGGCACCAACGCCAGGGCAUCAGCAGCAGCCGCAGCAGGAGGGCACCACUCGUGGCGCUCGUGGUAGCGGGUCAGUGACUGGGGCCUCAUGCCAAGCCGGGCCAGCCGCCCAGGCAGCAUCAGAGCCAGGGCCAGCGGACUCACGCGGCGCGGCCGCCUCGCCGGCGGUAGGGCUAAAGCCGGAAGGGCGAGGCGGGACAGGCUUGCUCCCACCAGUGGGCUCGCCGGCAGGGCCAGCAGGACAAUCGGCGGGGCCUCCGUCAGCAGAGCCUCUGCCGCUGCCGCUACGAUGCUAUGAGGAGCUGGGCGAUGCGGUGGAGCGCGCAGCUACUGGGGGCGGGAACGGAGGCGCCAGUAGCAGUGGCGCUAGCGGCAGCGGCAUUCAGGCUGGCGGGAGCCGCGUCCUGUCGUUCGGCAGCUUCAGUAAGAUGCUGGCGCCGGCUCUUCGGCUAGGAUGGAUUGAGAGCACCAAUGCAGCGUUGCUGGGGCGGCUCAAAGAGGACGGCGUCAUCAGCAGCGGCGGCUGCAUCGCGCAGUUGUCAGCAGGACUGGCGCACAGCGCUCUGGAGCUAGGGCUGCAGGACGCCCAUCUGGACGGCGUGGUGGCUCCGGGCCUGGCGCGGCGCUGCGCCGCCCUGUGCACCGCGCUGCGGACACACCUGCCCGAGUGCCGGCUUCUGCGGCCGCGGGGCGGCUACUUCGUGUGGCUGGAGUUCCCGCCGCAGGUGUCGGCCAAGGCGCUACUGGCGCGGGCGGAGGCACGGCACGGCGUGCGCUUCACGCCGGGGCCGGCGUGCGGCGGCGGCAGCGAGCAUUGUGCCCGCCUGUCGUUCGCGUUCUACACCGAGCAGGAGCUGGAGGAGGGCGCACGGCGACUAGGACAGGCGCUUCGAGAGCACUUGACACAGGAACACGGGCAACAGCAGUAGGGCGCGUCAAAGCGCUGCAAGCG
Molecule: messenger RNA, 1779 nt
Organism: Chlamydomonas reinhardtii
Lineage: Eukaryota; Viridiplantae; Chlorophyta; Chlorophyceae; Chlamydomonadales; Chlamydomonadaceae
Exons: 12
Coding region: 347-1756 (469 amino acids)
Biological process (GO): biosynthetic process
Molecular function (GO): L-2-aminoadipate:2-oxoglutarate transaminase activity; pyridoxal phosphate binding
Source: RefSeq, a predicted model, not a curated record